CCCGGUUUUUUGGCCAUAGCUCAGGCGUGAAUCAGUUAUACGUGCUCGCCGCGACGGCACGCGUUCCAGAGUCUCCGCUCGCGCUGCCACUUGCGCUGCCCGCGCCUCAAAGCGUGUGGUAGCAACGAAACAGGCCCUUCGAGCAUUUCAUUGUUGCGGCUGUGAUCGUGCUGCGACGGGCGUGCGAGAGCAUUAGUUCUCUCGCGGCACGGGCCACACGCAGAGCAAAGGAUGCUCCGCGGCAUCAUAGCCAACGACCCGCGGUCGCCGCGGCCGGAGAAGCACGGCAACCCGCGCAAUAAGCCGCGCCGCCUCGCCGCGGCGCUCGCGACCAUACUCGUCAUGGUCCUCGCACCGCACAACACGCAAGUCGACGCGGGGCCGCGGACGAAGCUCGAGGUUACGACCUGCGACGCUCCCACCACGACGCGUAACCGCACGACGAGGCGCGUCGUCGGUACGAAGUGCGCGUCCACCGCCGUCGACGCGGGCGACUGUAUCAGGGACGAAAAGAGGUGGUCCACGCGGUAUAGAUGCCUGCCAUCCUUUGUGAUUGGAGGCGCGCAGAAGUCCGCCACCGGGAGCCUCGCGAAGUGGCUGGAAAACCACCCAUACCUACAGAGAGGUAUUGGUGGUAAGGGGCACCCGGGCGAGGUCCACUACUUCGAUUCUUUCUCCCGCAAUGCCUCCCUGGUGGAUCUCGAAAGGACGUGGCGGUCGUACGCGGAACGCUUCCCCGCUCUGUCAGAAAAUGAUUUAAAAAAGGGCGUUUUGACCUAUGAAAAGUCCCCCAGUUACCUACGGUUCCAGCAAGCGCCUCGAUUACUUGCCUCCCUAUUGCCGUCGUGUGCUUGGAUUCUGAUUUUGAGAAAUCCGGUGGAUCGAGCCUACUCGGCUUUUGCGCAUCACAUCCGGCACGGGCGCUUCGGAGUUGUGGGGGAUCGGGUCCACACGGUUGAACAAAAGGGGUGUCCUGAUCACCGUUUUAAAGUUUGGCGGUUGACGCCGACAAAAUUUGAAGACGCGUGCGUGAAAAACGUCCGUAUAUUGCGGGGCGCGUCGGACCCGGCGAAAUUCGACGCGUACGUGCGAUAUGAUACGGUCGCGUCGCAUCAUGUGGAUAUCGUUGGAGAGAGGUGGAAAGGUGGCGGCCCCCUCGACGUUGUGAGAGAUGGCGCCUACGCGUCGCAAUUUAUGCAGUUAUACGAAUUCGUGGAUCGAAGCCGCGUGCACGUCCUGUUUUUUGAGGAUUUGAUUAAAAAUCCUGCUGGUGUCUUGGACAAGCUCCAAUCAGCCCUCGGGCUGCCCUCGUUUGAGUUCGCGCCGCGCGACCUGGUGGUCACGAAAAGCCGGAGCAGGCCGCCCAUGCUCACUGAAACGCGGGCGUUCCUGAGGGCCUUCUACGCGCCGUCCCUGGUGUCGCUGCGGCGCGUUUUACAAAGGGACCUGCCGGAGGCUUGGAUGUAAUGUUUACAACUCA
Molecule: messenger RNA, 1480 nt
Organism: Pelagomonas calceolata
Lineage: Eukaryota; Pelagophyceae; Pelagomonadales; Pelagomonadaceae
Source: the annotation of a GenBank genome assembly